UGUAACGAAUUAAAAAUAAAAACGUCAUCAUAAAUUCGCGCGCCUUGUUCAAUUUUUUUUCUUUUCUUCUUACCCCCGGUAUUUUGUAAAUCUAAAGUGCCAGCCUACUGAGUUUCAAAGACUUUCGAGAGGAAAUCAUACUCGCAUUACUUUAGCCACCAGCAUCAUUGUCUGUUCGAGAUGGAAUCCAUCACUCCGGUAGUGGCUGCAGCAGCCGGCAAAGUCUACAUCAAGGCUUCCACGCGCGUGGGGCGAGGGGUUCCUGAGAUCAACAGUGAAUACGAGAAGAAGUGCUCCUGCCGCCGAGACAAGACCAUCGUGUUCUGCCGCGCUUGCGGAUACUAUUGCAACGGCCGCAUUCGCAUCCCAUGCUCGGUGCACCCACGCGUUACAUUUCUGCUGGACAUCUCGGAGUGCCCGCGGUGCCACUCCGCUGUGUUCCUGGAUGAACAUCACUAACUCAAUGUCACUUUUGUUAUGAUUGAUAUCUUUGUGCCAAUUAUUAGAUUUAUAGAGAUUACUAGGUGGUAGGGAAGUUUAUUGUUGAUUUGUGUUUUGCCUUUAUAUUUUAUCAAGACUAGAAGUCAUUUUUAUUUUGUUUCUAUUGGAUAGCUUCAUGUUAAUUAUAAUAAGAUUAAGAAGAAAAUAAGCACCUCAGCAAAUGUUGCAUUUAUAAGACAAGUGUGAUGAGGAAAAUUUGUGUUAGGUUUUAUAUGCUUUUCUUCUUUUUAUAUGCAGUGACUACAAGUCACUGUUUGUUACUAAAUUCCUGUUUCAAAGCUUCACAUUAGUUAUUAUAACAAAUUACUUAAUGGUUAUCUUCUAUUUUAGUUGAUUAUAGAUAUUUCUUUGUUAUUUUAACUCUGACCCAUCAAUAUAAUGGUUGUGUCAAGUUGGGACUUUAAUUUCACAUUACUGGUGAUGCCUUUCAUUGCAAGACUGAGCUAGUUGACUAAAAGUAUACUGUUGUCCUUUAUAAUAAUAAGAUAUUUGUUACAGAAAGUGAAUUGUUGACUAACACAUAAAGAUGUUAUGAUAGUACCUAUUUAAGUUUGAUUUUGAGAGGUGUUGUAAAAGUCUCAUUACUGCUAUAAAAGCUAAAAAAUAAACACUCAAGUUUUCUGAUGAAAACCUAUAGUGGUUUAAUAAAUUCAAACUUUUAUAUCAGUAAUUGAGAGUAUAUUUUUUAUCAUGUCUGUGUCAUGACAAGUUGUGUAAUGUAAGAGAAAAAGUAAAUUCAAAUUAUUUAAUAUA
Plutella xylostella (diamondback moth) is the source of this 1254-nucleotide messenger RNA. RefSeq lists its product as uncharacterized. NCBI's taxonomy places the organism in Eukaryota, Metazoa, Arthropoda, Insecta, Lepidoptera, Plutellidae. The record is from RefSeq and is a predicted model, not a curated record.